Messenger RNA from Schistocerca gregaria, 2657 nucleotides. Its product is annotated as luciferin 4-monooxygenase-like. Gene Ontology annotation, biological process: fatty-acyl-CoA biosynthetic process; long-chain fatty acid metabolic process. NCBI's taxonomy places the organism in Eukaryota, Metazoa, Arthropoda, Insecta, Orthoptera, Acrididae. Bases 212 to 1813 code for a protein of 533 amino acids. The transcript has 9 exons. The record is from RefSeq and is a predicted model, not a curated record. Gene Ontology annotation, molecular function: long-chain fatty acid-CoA ligase activity.
AAGGAACUGGAUAGGCUGGGCGACGUAACAUAAGUAAGAUACAGAGAUAAGAGUGUGUGAUAAGUCGAGUCGCGCUCUGCAACCGCUCAGCGAACUGCUACAGAAGAAAGCGCUCUCGCCUGCCCUUGGAACUCCAUCCGACGCGCGGCGCCCCUCCCUGUUGUUAUUCGCCGGUCACAGCGACACUCAGAAUCGCGAGACACCCGGCGACAUGGCCGCAGCACAGGACCGGGUCUUGCGGGGACCAAAGUACGACCUGGACCUGCCCCAGGUCACUCUGGGCAAAUACAUUUUCUCUGGAUUGCUGAAGCACGGCGACCACGUUGCACAGGUGUACCCUGGGGAACCGGAGGUGCGGCUGUCGUUCAGGGAGUUGUCGAGACGCGCGGCCUGCGUGGCCGAGGAGCUGCGCAUGCGCGGCGUGGGCCCCGGGGACGUGGUGGCGCUCGGCUGCCGCGUCGUGCCGCAGUUCGCGCCGCUCCUCAUAGGCACCCUCCUCAGGAACGCCAUACCGGCGCCCUUCAACCCAGAGCUCGACCAAGAGGAAUUAAAGGUGGUGGUGCAGCAGACCCUGAAGCCUAAACUGGUGGUGAGCCAGGAGCCGGCGCUGUCGGCAGUGGGGGAGGCGGCCGGGUGCCCCGCUCUGCCGCUGUCUCAGGUGGACGGCUGGCUGCAGCGAGACGCAGACCCGGAGCGGGCGCUGCAGGCGCUGUCCCCGCCAGACGCCGCCGGCUGGCUGGACUCGUGCGCCGCCAUCCUCUGCUCCUCCGGCACCACGGGGCCCCCCAAGGGCGUCAUGCUCUCACACCGGGGGCUGCUCACCUUGACUGUCGCCUUCGGGAAAAUGUUUGCACAGUUUUCCACAUCGAGUGACCGACGUCCAGAGGCCAUGAUAUCGACGUCACCGACUUUUUGGGCGUCUGGGCUUAUAAUGCCAUUGUAUGCCCUUCACCUUGGGAAGACGGCCUGCAUACUUCCCAGCUUCGACGAGGAUACAGUAGCACGCGUCUUGGGCGAGUACAAUAUUUUGAGCUUGUUCAUGCCUCCAAACUUGGCAGUGACUAUUGCCAAGAACCCCUACAGUCCCGUCCGAAAGAUGCUGCACCACAUCAAAAUCUUAUCAGUCGGAGGGGCUGUAAUGGACGCAGAGACUCAGCUAUUCGUUGAAAAGGAGCUUGGUAAGCGGGUCAGCCAGGGGUAUGGCAUGACAGAAUCUAUUGUCAUCAUGGGUGCUCAACCCGGUAGUGAUCCUCCACCAGGUUCCUCUGGAAAGCUCUUCUUCAACGUGGAGGCCAAGGUGGUGGACCUGGAGACGCAGGAGCCGGUGGGUCCCGGGCAGGAGGGCGAGCUGUGGGUGAAGUCCCCCGUGGCGGCUCUGGGCUACUGGAACAACCCGGAGGCGACGGCGGCGGCCUGGGACGAGGACGGCUGGUUCCACACGGGGGACGUCGUGCGCUACGACCGCGACGGCUACUUCUACGUCGUGGACCGCGUCAAGCAGCUCAUCAAGUUCAGGGGACACCACGUGCUGUCGCCGCAGCUGGAGAACCUGCUGAUGUCGCACCCCAGCGUGCAGCUGGCCGCCGUGGUGGGGAAGCCGCACCCCACCGACCAGGAGCACCCCACCGCCUUCGUCGUACUGAGGCCCGGCGCGUCCGCCACUGCUGAGGAGCUGCAGCGGCUGGUAGACGACAAGGUGGCGGACCACAAGAAGCUGCGAGGCGGCGUGAGGAUCGUGGGGGAGCUGCCGCACACGGCCAGCGGGAAAGUCGCCAAGAGGGUCCUCAGGAGGUGGGCGGCGGGCGGCCAGUAGGAGCUGCGGACACCUGUGCCUUACCCACCUCUCAAAGGGCUCUCUAAUGUCGAAGAAGCAUCAACGAACCCGAAGCUCACUCUUAAACUUAAAUACUACAUUUCUCUUCUUCGUAGUUUGUUUCCGUGUUGAACUGUUUUGAAUCACUAUGUUUUUAGUUCUUUACAGAUUUUUUACUUUAUUUUAUGUAGUACAGUUUGCUCAUCUAAUAGACUGUAAGUUCUUUGCAACUUUCAAUUACAGUACAAUUUUAUGUUUAUCCUUUCAGUUCGGUUAAAUUUACUAAGAAACACGAAUCCUCUGUACUUGCAGUAAGUAACGUUUCCUCUCAGUUUCGUUUCAGUAUAACUCAAAGGAGUUAUACAUAUUCAAAAAACAUGCAGACUUAAAAAAACCGACAAAACAAACGUAAUUAAUGUUUGUAACAACGAAACUGAAGUGUUCGAUGUGUGAAAUUCUAAAAAUGUUUAUGAUGGUUGUUGUGUAUUCCUUCUUCGCACAAUAAUAACACUUGUAAGGAGGCUGUUUUGGUUUUUGUAUUGGUAACGUCACAUAACGCUCUGUAUGACAUUCACUGGCUGUGUUGUGUGCAGUCUGUGGCUUGCUGGCAUUGUUGGAAUAUUCGCUAUUGUAGUGUUGGGCAGUUGGACGUGAACAGUCCGUAGCGUUGCGCAGUUGGAGGUGAUCCGCCAGCAGUGGUGGAUGUGGGGAGAGAGAUAGCAGAGUUUUGAGAGCGGACGUGUGUCCAUCAGAGAGAGUAAAUUUGUAAGACUGCAUGUCAUAAACUUAUAUAUAUAUUACGACUUUUGAACACUAUUAAGGUAAAUACAUUGUUUGUUCUCUA